UGAAGAGGUUGAAACAUGCCGCGUUUUGUGCGGGCCACUCAGCGAACUCGACUGCUGCUCGUCGUCGUCGUGGCGUUCACCGUGAUAUGCGGGGUUGCCGAGGACAACGACCGACGCGCCGCGGUGCGGUCGAAGCUGGCAACGGGUGGCGAAGCGAGCAGCGCGGGCGACGCACUCUCCGUCGCGACUGCCGCUGCGGAGGAUUUGCGUCCCUCGGCUACUGAAGUGGUGCACGGCGGUGCUGCGUUGGUGCGCGGUGACUCCUCGGCUUCUGUGGCCGCUAUUGGUAUGGUGCACCAGCAGGAGAGUGUCGAACAGCGGCAGAGUGCCGCUGUCUGGCAGGGCCAGGCCGUCACCGUGGUCGGUUUACUGGGACUGACCGUCUUUGCGGUCAUCGUGGCCGUAGUCGGACGGAAACUGUACCGAUCUCGCAGGGACCGACACAAUGGCGGGAGCAUCGCCCAGCAGGCGUCGUCGUCGUCGGCCCUGGCGCUGAACGGCGCUGCCCGGUCCCGCCUCUUCUCGCGCGACCGGCUCAACACGACCGACUACAUGCACACCCUGGCGACGCUCGACCGGCGGCUGGCCAUGGACGAGAUCCUGGAGAAGCGGCGACGCGCCGUCUUCCUGCAGCACAUCCGCUGCCACGCGCCGGGAGACGAGGACGACGUCUUCCUCGAGGAAGGACUCUUCUGCCCCGAACCGGCGACCUCGACCGGCGGCAGCAGGCACACGCCGAACAACGUGGACGACACCGCGUCCACCAGUCGUAUGCAGCACGGCGCCUCCUCCCUGCUCUAGGAGGGCGGGCCGCUGCGACGCAACUCCGCGCGCCGACGUUCCAUGUUUUUGUUUGUUUCAAACCGUUUUUUUUUUUAUCCUUUUGUAAGAAACCGUUGUCGAGAUUUCACAACCGCAUGUGCUGUGCAGUGAAUGUACAUUGAAAACCAUGUGCUCGAGCCUGUUGGUAAUCUGUAGCAACAUUUAAGCGCACUAAAGACGUUGUACGCCGUCCUGUGCACGGACCAUAAGUAAUGACAUUAAAACACAACGCUGUUGUGGUGUCGCUUCUUCUACUGCGUCCUUUGCGCGCUAAACUGUUGCUGUGGAUGCACGCCGAAUCAAGUCCCCACCCUUAACGUGAACGAAGCUCUCGGAGAGGCAGGCUUCGCGAAGCGAGCCGUCCAUCCAAGACCCACGGGUGGGGGCCUGUCGUUUCUAUGCGAGUAACGCGACCGACGGUCCCACCUGUAAGCACCGUUCGUCGCAGCACGGAAAGUAUAUAGAGUGGUACGUGCCCACGUAAGACGGCGCCUCGUUCGGGUCAAGGCCGAGGUCGAUUGUUGCCCAAGUCCAGAGCACAACUACGCGCUGAUUAUUUACCGAGAGGCACUUACAACGACACGUGGGGAAGUGCUAUGCCGAACUGGACUAAACGUAGCACUCUCGUUUUCAUCAUACCUCCGGAAUGCUAUAUUUCUCAAUAAUGCAGCCGCAAGGCGAUGCAACCGCCUUGUUUCCCGCGGACUUAUGUUGACCACGUUGAAGGAAUCCGUGCUUCGUGCAUUUGACCGGCCCAGAACGGCAUCGGCUGCUGGAUAAGAGUUCAGUCGCAACUGAACGCUGAAAACGAAUCUAUACGGGAUCAAAUUGAUCACUGCCGCAACGUUGUCAGCCUAAGUGUCAACCCGCUUGCAUCCUCUCGACUAGCGUAGCGGUUGUGUUCUGGAUAGGCGUCGUACGUAGGAUAAGCACGAAGACUGUCCACUGUCCGAGGUUGGUCUCUUCGACGUCUGGCGAAUGGCGUGAGCUGUGCAUGCUCCCUCAAGGGGAGAGGAGUGCGCAAGUUGUGUAGCCAUGAACUGGUGCGGAGAUGCGUGUUUGUGGCAAUGUCUUGUUAUCGAGCGCUGGUUAACGGAUUGCGCGAAAGCGUAAGAAGGUCGUGACGUGCUUUUCUAUAAAGCGUUCGGUAUUAAGCGGUCAGCAGUCGCACCGUGUGAUGACGUCGUACGCUAACGCUACAAACUUCGACGACCCAUGCACACGAUGACCGCAGAGUCGAAGGGACCGGUAAGAAGCGCUGUAGCUAUCAAAGCAGACUCAUUGGAAGACGCAUUAUCGGUACGUAGGUGAGCUCGGAAUGGUCACGUGACCAAGUAUGGCGUGUCUGUUGGGAGUUCGCAGAGUGUUCCGAGCCGAUCGUCGUACCUAAAUACACGUCUUAUCCCAUGUUCUCUGCCCAUUUUUUUCCCCACGUUGACAUCUACAAACGACUAAACUGUACAAAACUUGGUGUAAGGAUGCUGAAGUCGCUGAAUCUCUCGCGUAACGCUGCGAGCUUUUUUGUUAUAAAUGUCAACCUACAGACGCUAUUGACCAAUUAGAAUGCUAUCAUCGAUCUUUAAUACGGGAUGCGCGGGGUGACCGGGCACCUCAGCAUCUACCGAAAGCAUUGAGCGCCGUUCAAGCUCACCGUUCUCACAAAAUACAUCCACAGCUAACGAAGUUAACGCUACGAUUGCGUUACAAGAAACGAAACUGCUGAAAACGGUAAAAUACCGACAAUGAAAAACGUUUGUCCGUGCAUUGUAAGUGCUUCGUCCGACAGCGUUAUUUUUUUUUUCGCCCUCUUGAAAUGACAGCAAAUGAUAAAUGCCGGUGGACAGGGUAGGAAUGAUUUCUUGAUAUGCGUUAGUCAACGCGAGAACUCUACAUUUUUGGGCUUAAUUUUAUGAAAUUUUAUGAUGAAAGAGUGACGUUGUAAAAUUUCUGUCUGGCCUGCCGAAUGGAAAGGCAGUCUUCCCACGCACUGUGUAUGCCCCCCGCCCCAAACACACACAAAGUGACGUGAACACAUGCUGUACAAACAUUUCUUUGCUGACCCUCAAAAAGUUAAGCAAAUUUUGAUACCGUUUUGUCCUGUUCGUCGUAGUUCACGUCUAGCGCUGACCCAGUAAGGUAAGUCAUGCACCAAUCCUUCAAAUGACGCGCCGCUCACGAACGGGCUCGUCAGGCUGCGCCAUCUAGUGAGGCGAAGUCGAAUAACGGUCGCCUUGGCGCAAGUUUCAGUUUCCGGCCGUUUGACGAGAUAACUCGAACGCUGUUAGUCGCUGAAAAGCUACUGUUCUUUAGGUCGAUGUCUGAUACUUGCACUUCUCUUCUGUAGCGUAUUUGCUUAGGUUUGUGUUUCGUCUCUAAAGGUAGUGGUAGUCUUGAAGAGCUAUCUAUCAGUCUGUGCGAAAUGCUACGCCACAGAUGAUUUUGCGUUUCUUCCCUCGCUAUGUAUGGACCCUCGCACAACGGUUACACUAGGAUUCAUACCCCUUUGUUCGGUGAUCCUCACAUACUUGCUGUACACUGAUUUACCACCCAUGCCGUCCAAAUUUUUCGCAAAUCCUAGGGGACUCUUUUACGUAGAGCGCCUUGCGCAGUGAAACUUGGUUCGCCUCGCUGUCUGAGCGGAGCCAUGCGAAUCGCUUCCUUCCCAUGGUCACACGCACAGCACAUUGUACCAUGUUCGUCGGUUUUGCGAGUAAAACCGUACACUGAUAUGCUCAUUUGGGCUCCGUGCCAAAAUUGUCACCGGUGGCAGUAACCUGUAAACACCGGCCUGCUUGAGUGGGCCAAAGUAGGUUGAGGGUUUAGACAACUCGAAAGUGCCUGAUCGUUGUCACGGUUCUUUCAAGAUGGAGUGAAAGUUGAAAUGGAUCGCGUGUUCACUACUGACAUUCGCCCGUGAGGUCAACAUUGUCGCCGACCCUGCUGCGUAGGCAGUAUAGGCGGCUCUUACUUUUGUAAAGUGCGAAAGCGCCAUUUUCUUCUUCUUUUUGCUUCCUGAAGGUGGUAUAAAAAUGUAAAUCGUACAAUUUUCACGGUAAAUGGGCUUGUUGUCUGGGAGUAUCCUGUAGUUUUUGUAGGCGCAAGCGCUUUAGGUGCUGUUUUGGCACGUAACGAGUUUAGUUUGAAGCACACACCUUUGAAAGCGCGUACUUUUUUAUGCUUGAAAUGUAACUACGACUCGGCGAUGUCGUCAUGUCUGGUUUUGACGCACCCACGUGUUGUAACGCUAAUCACUUGUAUGAUGCACCAUAAGCAAAUGUUAACAACUGACUCGGAAGUCGGCUGUUUUCUUUUUUUUUUUUUACGGCAGCUACAAGAAUUAAAUGUCGAGCAUUGCUUACUGUUAGUACUUUUACCACUCUUAUGAUUCUGUACUUGACUGCCCCUGUUGUUUCUGCGGCUGGCAGGCUUGGCAAGUUUUGAAAAAGUGUGCAUUCUUUCAAUCUUCCUCGAAUGAACACACAUAUGUGACGCGUGAAAACGUGAAGAAAAGAGAAUGUGGCGAAAAUGUGUCUACUUAUUCUUCGUCGAAGUAAACUUGCAAAUGUGUUCGGGUGUGUCUCGCUCAUGAGCACGCGCGUCUGGCGCACACGUUCGGCCAAAUUUUUUCAAUUGUUUUUCUACAUUUCAAUAAUUGACUCGGAGACUCCGCAGUGACGCCAAUGCGAAUAAAUGGUGAAAAAAAAGAAAGAACCUAAAUCGUUGUUGUCACUGUCGUGGUCAAAACGUAAAAUGUGUGGGAGACUCUGACGAGUGCUGUGUACGAAGAAAUGGCGCUGCGCUCAGCAUUGUCCAUACACGGUCUGCCAAUCAGAUGGAAUCUAUUUUUGGUAAAUAAAAUGUGAGAAAAACUACUACAAGGAAA
This is a messenger RNA of Rhipicephalus microplus (southern cattle tick), 4705 nucleotides long. RefSeq lists its product as uncharacterized. The record is from RefSeq and is a predicted model, not a curated record. Lineage: Eukaryota; Metazoa; Arthropoda; Arachnida; Ixodida; Ixodidae.